CAUAAUAUACACAUAUACAUAAUAAACAAUUAGUAUUUUUUAUAGUGAGUAGUGUCGGCUAUAUGCUGUGUUGCCUUCGAAAUAUGCUAAUGUAGAUGUAACGGAGCUGUUCCCAGAUUUUCGCCAUGGAGAGGUUCAUUCUCAUCUCGGUAAAUAUUUUUCAGAUUCUUUGAGCUGGGCUUUGCCCAAUAUUUGGAAGAACGCGAGAAAGAAAUGGAAACACCGACCGUGAGCAGUAGGACACUUGGUUUCUCGAUGGAGAAUGAAGAUUUGGUGUACACUGUACAGCAGGUGGGAAAAUGACGUGAUAUGGGACGCGGAGGGUAUGAAGUCUAUUCCGAAACCUUCCAUCCUUACGAUAGAUCUGAACGAUGAGAAUAUUAUUCUUAGUGUUCCCAAUGACAUUGAUCGCUCUAAACAGUUGCAGCUAUUACCAGCGACGUGCCCUCCGAAACAUGCCUUAAAGUGGGUGUGCUAACCUCAUCGAGUAUUCCACUUCAGUUGUGGAGCUAAGGGUGCCAUGGUGACCCGUAUGGGCCCGGUACGCUUGAGGAAUUUCCACAGGCCGCCUUUGAAGAGGUUCUCCCACGGGUCCCUAUGCAAACCGAGGCCCUCGGAGCAUCAUGCCGCUCGUUGAGCACAUCAAAAGAAAAGGCGAAGGUCUAUGACGUGUUGCAAUACCUCGCGUCACUCGGCAAGGGGUGGUAGAGGCCAAUACGGACGUCGGAAUCAGGGAAGCGGAAAGCCAGAAAUCCGCAAUGAACGUCAAAUAUGCGACCGGUACGGAAAUCAAGGACAAUCCUAGAAUGUUCAUGCUGCAGAAAGCUAAUUUCGAUUAAGAAAUCAACACUGCUGGUGGUCGAGCGGAAAGAACAAAUAGAAAUAAAGGAACAGGAGGUCAAGUGGAAGGAAGGGGAACUGAACGCCACCACAGUGAGAUUGCCCGCUGAGGCAGAAAUUCAUCGUCGAAGGAAAGAGGACUCAGGUGGCAAAGAAUGCUCGGACAGAGAGCGAGAAGAUCAAGAUAAUAUGCACGGCCGAAGCCUCGGCGUUCGGCAGCAUCGGCAAUGCAGACACGGAGAGACUGAGGCAGGAAGCCGCCGUCUACGAGCAGUACGGGGCCGCUGCCAUUAUGACCCUACUUCUGGAGGCUCUUCCAAAGAUUGCCACCGAAGCGGUCGCUUCCCUUGCCAAGACAGAUGAGAUCGUGCUGAUAGGCGGUCAGGACAAUACGACUGCAGAGGUGUCUCGACUCGUGGGACAGAUACCGCCAGCCGUCAAUGCCUAAACAUAUGUUCAACUUUCUCCCUGUUCGCUAAAAUGUAUCCUAGAUGUUAAAAUUUAUUGUACUUUACCCAAGUGUGUGAAUAAUUAUUUUAAUAAAUGUAUACACAGUU
Messenger RNA from Anoplophora glabripennis (Asian longhorned beetle), 1397 nucleotides. RefSeq lists its product as uncharacterized. Lineage: Eukaryota; Metazoa; Arthropoda; Insecta; Coleoptera; Cerambycidae. The transcript is spliced from 7 exons. The record is from RefSeq and is a predicted model, not a curated record. Bases 772 to 1203 code for a protein of 143 amino acids.